This is a messenger RNA of Naegleria gruberi, 5304 nucleotides long. RefSeq names its product villin. Gene Ontology annotation, molecular function: actin filament binding; RNA binding; phosphatidylinositol-4,5-bisphosphate binding. The transcript is spliced from 3 exons. The record is from RefSeq and is a predicted model, not a curated record. NCBI's taxonomy places the organism in Eukaryota, Heterolobosea, Eutetramitea, Acrasida, Naegleriidae. Gene Ontology annotation, biological process: actin filament severing; cytoskeleton organization; barbed-end actin filament capping. The coding region runs from base 1 to 5268 and encodes 1755 amino acids.
AUGUUAAACUCGGGGACAUCAGCAACUGCCUCACAUAGGAGGAUACACAGUGCUAGUGUCUUUCAGUUCUCUCGUCCCUCCAUCUAUAAAAACAUUUACGGACAAGAGCAAAAGAAAGAACUUCAAUUCACAAAUUUAUCAAAAAUCAACAAGGCAGCAUGUUCAGCCGAAUCAACAGUUAUCAGUUGUAAUCAGGACUUUUUUGCUUUACCAUUCGGAACAUAUGGUAGUGUGAUUAUUAUGAAACAUUCAAAUAUUGCUGAGGAUUCAAAAGUUAGAAGAGCAAAUGCCAGUCCACCACUCUUAUCUGAACACUCAGGACUUGUUCACGAUCACUCCUUCUCUCCAUUUCUUCCAUCUGAUGGCACUCAUCUAUUUUCAACAUGUUCAGCAGAUUGUACUGUUAAAAUUUGGAAAAUUACACAAAAGGAACAAACAAUUCAUGGACAUUGUGAAGAUUUACAACAAGUUAUCACAUUGAAAGGUCAUGAUAAGAAGGUCAAUACAGGAGAUUUCCAUCCGAGUGUGAAUAAUAUUUUCGUGAGUGCGAGUGGAGAUAAUACUUUGAGAAUUUGGGAUAUCACAACACAGAAAGAUAUGAUUGUUUUGAGGGAUGAUUUUGAUGAUAUGGUUCAAUCGUGGGAUUGGUCUUCAACUGCAUCAGUUUUAUAUACCUCGAGCAGAGAUACUGUGGCAAGAGUUUAUGAUCCUAGAACAAAGUAUGCAAUUGUGUCAGGAAAAGCUCACGAUGGUAAGAAGGGUUUCAGAGUUGUUUGUACCAAUCACGAUCAAUUUUUCACAGUUGGUUUCAAUGGAUCUGGAUCUCGUGAAUUUGCCUUGUGGGAUUUGAGAAAAGGUAUGAGAAAGGGUCCUCUCACAAGAGAAACAAUCAAUGACAUGACACCAACCCAGCUCUUCCCAUUCUAUGAUUCUUCAUCUCAUCUUUUAUAUUUGGCUGGUAAGGGAGAUACCAAGAUGAGAGUUUAUGAAAUUGAUAGUAAUUCAGAGCCGUACGUUCACUAUUUGAGUGAAUUUAAGCUUACCACAACCAAUACUGGUCUUGCCAUGUUGCCAAAACGUUUGUGUGAUACGAAAUCAUUCGAGGUGGCUCGUUUUAUGAAGUUGAAUGUGGAGAGUGUGGAAACUUUCAAUUUUUACGUUCCAAGAAAGAAGGAACAAGCCGACAUCUUCCAAGAGGACUUGUAUCCGCCAGUUCCAAGUGGAAAACCAUCAAACUUGUCAUCAGCUGAUUGGUUUGGAGGAAAGAGCUGUAUGCAAGACCUUAUUUCAUUGAGACCACCAGAACAAGAAUCCUCACCAACUGUAUCAACUGGCACAAAAAUAGCAAGAGGAAGAUCGUAUGCCUUAAAAUCUGCUCCCUCAGUUGAUAAUGGACUCAAUACCAAAGCAAGUGAUGAAUUUUCGGACUCACUCCUUAUCAAUUCAUACGGUUUCUAUUUGAAUAGUUAUUUGAAUAUUUGGCUUCUCAAGGAGAUGAAAUGGAAACGAUUCUUCUUUGCCCUCCACAAGACAAAGAACAAUUCGGAUACGAAUAGCGUAAUUAUUUAUGGUGAGAGUCCUUCUCAGGUCAAAACAAUCAGAGAUGAAAUUUCCAAUAAGGAAUCCAAUUUGAAUAGAAAUGAAUUCAUUUCCAAAUAUUCAAGAUCCAAGAAUUGUGGAGUGAUUUUCCUUCACCAACUCGUCUACAUGCACAAAGCUUACACUUUGGGAGAUGAAAAAUUCUCAGACAAUCAAACAAUUGAAGUCAUGUACACAGAUAUUGUUCAGAAUGACAAUGUCACCCUAUUCUUAUCGAGUGAUUCUGAUGAAACUGUCAAAUCAUGGGUUGAAACCAUUAUGAAGCUCUGUAAAAAGAAGGAUAUUGUAAAGAACAACAAGACAUUCAAGGGUUACAUUUUACAACUCAAGGAACAUGAGGAUGAUAUUCCUGCCUAUUGGGCAAAGAGAUGGUUAAGCAUUACAGAGGAUUACAUUCUCUUGUAUGCUAGUAGAAAGGCAAGCGUGCCUGAGACUGCUUUGAAAUUCCCAUCAAGAAAAGGAUCCUCCCAGUUCUUUGAUUCUCUUUCUCAUUACAAGGUCUAUGAAAAUGUUGAUGCUUGUGAAUUUUGUGAUAGCAUGGCUCUCAAUGGAGACGAAAAGAAUUUGUGUUUUACUUUGAGAUUUGAAGGAAAAUCAAAGAAGGACAGAAAUAUCAUUUACUUUUUAGCAAAUGAUGAUCAACAAAAAGAGUCAAUCUUUGAAAUGGUCGGUAUCAAUAGUGGAGCUAUCAAGCUUGGUGCUUCAGAAGAGGAAAAGCUCUUGGAUAAACUUGGUCUUGUUGCUCAUGAAGAACCAGAAAAAAUUGAAGAAUCUGUCACUCCAGUCGAUGAAGGAAUUGGUAAAAUUCAAGUAUGGCCAAUUUCUAGCUCUAUUGCCAAUGAAGAUAUAGAAGAUUUAUUCUCAGUCUUUGGUAAGAUUGAUAAUACUUUCAUUGAUCCAAAGGAAGGAUUUGCUCUUGUGACUUACCAUCAAAAGAGUUCUGCUUUGGCAGCUGUCGUACUCAACCAAUCUACAUUUGAUGCUAACAAGAUUAAUGUUCAAGUUUUGUCAGAUGAUGAAGUUUAUGAAGCUGGCUUUGUAAAGGUUGAUAAUCUUAGCCCUCAAUGUUCGAAACAAGAUUUACGUGAUUUGUUUGGAACAUUUGGUACCAUUCAAAAGAUCAAACUGUGGCGUGAUCAAAACAAAUCUACAAACUUUAGUGGAUUUAUCAAGUUCAAGACAAAAGAACAAGCAGAGAUGGCCUUAAUGUUUAAUGGCUCCAAAUUAUAUUACGAAGAAAUCAAAGUUACUCUUGUGACUUCUGAAACUGAAUUGUCAUCUUUCAAUCAGGGAGAUGAUAAGGGUUUUGUCAACGAAUAUGAUCCUAAUGAAGUCAAAGCAGGAAGACAAAAAGUUCUCAUUCAAAUCAAGGGUGACAAGAAGAUUAGAAGUAGAAAAGUUGAACUUUCACCAAAGAGUGUCAAUUCUGGAGAUAUUUUCGUUCUCGAUUGUGGAGCAACAAUUUAUGUGUGGAAUGGUAAACAGACAUCUCGUUUCAAGAAGGCCAGAGGUUUAGAUGUUGCUACCAAUUUGAAACUCAAGGAAAGAGGAGGUAAUGCUAAAAUUCUGAUUAUGGAUGAAGGAAAGGAUGAUGAAAAGGAGUUGGAGAGACAAUUCUGGAAUGCCAUAUUUUCCGAAUACAAGGAUCCAUCAUUCAAGAAGGAAGAUUUCCUUAAAGCAAUUCCAGAUAAGAAGGCAGGAGGUGACGACAAGGAAUUCGAAGAAUACAUUGAUAAGAGAACCAUUCUCUUCAGAAUUGGUUUCACUGAACACAAGUUUGACAUGACUGCAGAUCCAAAGAGACAAGAUGAAUAUGGAAAGUAUCAAUUGAAAAUUGUUAGUAGAGGUGGUCAACCGGCAUUGAAAGAUUUCAACUCUAACUUUGUCUAUGUUUUGGAUUGUUGGAGUGAAAUUUACAUUUGGGAAGGAAAAUUCUCAUCCAAGCAACAACGUUCAUUUGGAAGAAAAUUCGCUUCCAAACUCGAACAACAAGACAAGAGACCAAUUUGGACCAGCGUGUGUAAAAUUGUUGAACACUCUGAACCAAUUCUAUUCAAGGAGAAAAUGUCAGAUUAUGCAGGUGCUCUUCCAAUUGCUGUUUCAAGUGCAGCUCUUGAAGAAAAACAAGGCAAGGGCAAUAUUGCUGCCAAGAGAGAACAACAUGAAAUUGAUGUUGAUCAAAUGUUAAAUGCAUCGAUUGCUCCAAGGGAAGCCAUGUUCCACGAUGAAUCCCUCUCUGACCAGAACGAGGUCUUUAUUUGGAGAGUUGAAGGAUUCGAGAAGGUUGAAUUCGACUCUAAAUUCUAUGGACAAUUAUUUAGUGGAGACAGUUUCGUCAUCUUAUUCAAGUAUAUCAAGUUUAAUAAGGCAAAACAUAUAAUCUACUUUUGGCAAGGAAGAGAUUGUUCUACCAAUGAGAAGGGUGCUUCUGCAUUGCUAACCAUCGAUGUUUCUAAUAUUGAUUUGCAAGGUGGAGAUGCUCCUCAAAUAAGAAUAGUUCAACAAAAGGAAACUAGACAUUUCUUGUCCAUGUUCCAUUCACAUUUAGGUUUGGAUUCACUCAUUAUCAAUACUGGAAAGUGCAUUACAACAGCUCCUGAGACUAUUCCAAUUAGGAAGAGAAUAGGAGGUGUAGCUGCUUCAUCAGCCACAAAUGAAGAUCCAAACAAGAAGGGAUUCCAACAAGCUUUGGAGAAUUUGAUUAUUUACGAUGUUCGAUGUGUAAAAUCUCCAAUUGCUGACAAUGAAAAGCUUGAAAAGACCAAAGCUAUUCAAGUUGACCUCUCACCAAAUGAAUUCAAAAACGUGGAACAACUUUCCCGUCUUUUCAAUUCUAAUCACUGUCUCUUAGUAUGUACAAAGGACAAGAAGGAAUGUUACUUGUGGAAGGGCAAGUAUCACAAUCAAAAGGAGCUCGAACUCGCUGCUCACAUAGCAUUGGAUGUGUUAAAAUUACCAUCCAAACUUAUUUCAGUAGAUGAAGGAGCAGAAAAGGAUGCCUUGUGGAAAUUAUUUGGUUUGACUGGACUUUCUGCAGCACCAAUCAAGAAGUACAUCAAAUCUCAAUCAGACAAUAUCAAGAAGAGAAUAGUUCCUAAAUUGUAUCAAUUUUCUGGAGCUACAGGUGUUGUUGAUGUUGAAAGAAUUUACAAUUAUAGUCAGGAUGAUUUGGAUAUAUUUGGAGUUUUCUUCCUCGAUGCCCAGGAAGCUGGUUGCUUCGUUUGGUUUGGAUCUUACUCUCAACAUCAUGUUCAAAAGGUAGCACUGGAAACAGCCAUGAAAUACUGUGUGAAACAUUACAAUAAUGGUGAAAUGCUUUUACAAGUGACACAUACCUGUCAAGAACCUAGCUCAUUCAAGACUGCCUUCCAUGCUUGGUCUUCCUAUCGUGACAAGUACAUUGUCAAUUAUUCUAACAAUAAUCCAAAUGUUGUAAAUAAGGAAGUUGUCAUUCCUGCCAUGGAUAUGAUCAAGGAAUAUGCAAGAAAGACCUAUUCCUACAAGACCCUACUUUCAGAACAAUUACCAGCAGGAGUUGAUGCCACCAAAUUGGAAGAAUAUUUGAGUAGUGAGGAGUUCCAAAUGGUUUUCAAUAUGGGUAGAGAGGAAUUUGCAAAUCUUUCCAAGUGGAAACAAGAAUCUGAAAAGAGAAAGGUCUACUUGUUCUAAAUUCAUUAUUAAAAAUCUUUCAAACUCUGGUGUGAG